AUGACUCAACCAUUGGAGAUCGUGACUCUUCCGAUGGAGGCCAAAGGUCCUCUAGAGAUCCCUACGGAAUCCGACAAAGAGAAAGAUGUGGAGAAGGACCCGGCGAAGGUGAUGGACGCGGAGAUUAGUGAGAAGAGCAGUGUUGCGGCUGGGGAGAUUCAGGAUGAGACAAUUCCGAAUUACAGCGAAGAGGAAUACCACAAGCUAAAAAGGAAAGCUGAUAGGUACCUGCUUCCGCUCAUGUGGCUCUGCUACGGUAUCCAACAGACGGAUAAGACGUCCAUCGGAACACAGGCUACCUUCGGCCUCUCGAAGGACACCGGCUUGCAAGGACAGCAGUACUCGUGGCUCACGACGAUAUUCUACAUCACGUACAUGUGUUUCGAAUUCCCGUCCAACAUUAUUCUGCAGCGGUAUCUGAUGGGACGCACCUUGUCGUGCUACAUGCUCUGCUGGGGCGUCGUCGUACUAUGCGUCGGGUUCGCGCAGAACUUCACGCAGCUCGUCACCCUGCGCGCGUUGCAGGGAUUCUUCGAAUGCUGCAUUUCGCCCGGCUUCAUCCUCGUGGUCGGAAGCUGGUAUACCACGCGUGAGCAUGCGUCGCGAUCGCUAGUCUUCCAGAGUGCCAACGCCGGCUUCGGUGUCAUCGCCAACCUAAUUCUCUACGGGAUCGGCUCGGUCCAGUACAAGCGCGGAUCCGAGUUCCAGGCCUGGAGAUAUAUGUCCUACUUUCUUGGAGGUAUGACGAUUCUCGUCGGCUGCCUAUGUCUUUUCUUGUUAGGGACGCCGUCCGAAGUGCGAUGGUUAUCACCCGAAGAGAAGAAGAUCGCGAACGCGCGCAUAUUAUCGAACAACACGGGCCACGACAAGACUGGCAUCAAGAAAUGGAAGUGGAAGCAAGCGCGAGAGUGCCUGAUCGACCCAUGCUUCUGGUUUGCCGGUAUCAAUGCGUUUUUAAAUUCCGUGCCUAAUGGUGGCAUAACUGCCUUCGGCUCUAUCAUAAAUACCAAUGCAGGAUUCACCAAUUUGCAGGUCAUCCUCCUUGAUAUCCCGAAGAAUAUCACGUCCGUAUUGUGGUUCGUCUGCAUCGGCAUCAUCACGAGCAGGAAGAAGAACCUGCGCCUAUACUUCAUGAUGGUGUCAGUCAUCCCACCAAUAGCUGGCUUCGCUAUAAUGGCUGCGCUGCCGAACCAGCCUCAGUACAAGUGGACUAAGUGGGCAGGCUACUUCAUCACUGUUCCCUGCGUAGUAGCGCUCUUCUUGGCUUGGACAUUGAUUCCCUCGAACGUCGCUGGCCGCACCAAGCGUACGUUAACCUCAUCUUUCACCUUCGUUGGAUACUGCGUGGGCAAUAUGGUCGGGUCCCAGAUCUUCAAAUCGAAGGAUGCGCCGAGGUAUAUUCCCGGAACUGCUGCUUGCUCGGUAUGCUUCGGGUUGGAGUUCUUCUUGCUCGUUGCGUGGCGGGUCAUACUCGUCAUGAGAAACCGACGACGCGAAAAGCAAUUGCUUGAGCAAGGCAUCAGUGAAGAGGAGAGGAUAGCGAGGGGCAAACAACUUGGAGAACAGGACUGCACUGACUUUGAGAAUCCUUAUUUCCGAUAUACGAUGUAG
This is a messenger RNA of Annulohypoxylon truncatum, 1611 nucleotides long. Its product is annotated as MFS general substrate transporter. Gene Ontology annotation, molecular function: transmembrane transporter activity. Gene Ontology annotation, biological process: transmembrane transport. Gene Ontology annotation, cellular component: membrane. The record is from RefSeq and is a predicted model, not a curated record. Bases 1 to 1611 code for a protein of 536 amino acids. The transcript is spliced from 9 exons. Lineage: Eukaryota; Fungi; Ascomycota; Sordariomycetes; Xylariales; Hypoxylaceae.